Cladophialophora yegresii CBS 114405 is the source of this 1479-nucleotide messenger RNA. RefSeq lists its product as uncharacterized. Gene Ontology annotation, molecular function: transmembrane transporter activity. The transcript is spliced from 2 exons. The record is from RefSeq and is a predicted model, not a curated record. Lineage: Eukaryota; Fungi; Ascomycota; Eurotiomycetes; Chaetothyriales; Herpotrichiellaceae. Gene Ontology annotation, biological process: transmembrane transport. Bases 1 to 1479 code for a protein of 492 amino acids.
AUGAGCGAAAAGUCGGACGACAUCCGCAAUGUCGAGAAUGUCGGAAAAGGCGUCGAGCACGGACAAGAUGACCUUGACUCCGGCGAAUAUGGAGGUCCGUUGGAAAUCCGGCACUCAGAAGACAAACAUGAUCCCUUGAAUUGGCCAUACUGGCUCAGAGUGUAUCUCGCUCUCAUUGUGUCUGGCCUCGGCUUCGUCAACCAACUGGGCUCGGCCCUGAUCAAUCCGGCCUUCGUCGUCAUCGCUGAAGACCUCCAUAUCUCUGUCGAGGAAGCCUCCUACUGCACCACCGUGGUCAUCCUGUUCAUGGGGAUCAUGCCCAUGUUCGUCGUCCCUUUUUCGAAUGUAUACGGCCGGCGGAUCCUGUACCUGAUCUUCACGGCCAUCGCUACGGCAUGCCAGUUCGGAUCGGGUGCGGCGACCACAUACGGUGGCCUGAUCACUGGUCGAAUCUUCUACGGAGUCGGAGCGAGCAUCCCACUUGGACUUGGGGCAGCAACCAUAUGCGAUCUCUUCCCUCAGGGUGAAAGGGGGACUUUUCUCGGUAUCUACACUCUUUGUGUUAACAACGGCCCACACUUGGCCCCCAUUAUCGGAGGAUACAUUGCCCUGAACCUUUCCUGGCGUUGGUGCUUGUACGUGCCUGGGAUCAUUCAAGCCGCGUUUUUUGUCUGCCUGUGCCUAACCUUCCCGGAGACACUGUAUUCGCGCACCGAAGGCUUCAGGUCGACAAACUCCUCGUAUCUCUUGCGACUCGUGCCGCGCGGGAAAAUCCUCGACCGCCCAAUCAGACCCCGGGACUUCCUCCAGCCGUACAUCAUGAUUCGGUAUUGGGCUGUAUCUCUCCCUGCCAUCUACUGGAUGACGGCGAACACGUACGGAAGCACCCAGUUCGGCGUGACAGGGUCGCAUUUGGCGCGACAACUCUACGGCUUUGACGUCGCACAGACAGGGUUGCUCAUGGGCAUCCCGCAGACCGUGGGCUGCAUGGUCGGAGAAGCCACUGCCGGGUGGGUCAGCGAUAUGAUCAUCAAUGCCUACGCCAAGAGACAUGACGGAUAUCGCAAGCCUGAAGUGCGCCUGGCUCUACUGCCCGGUUGCGUCGCUCUGGUUGCCGGCUUGAUUGCUUACGGUGUCUGUGUGCACGAGCAGAAAGCAUGGCCCUCCCUGGCGAUAACGAUGGGAGUGGCCAGUUUUGGGCUCCAGGUGGGCGCUACCAUGAUCUACACCUACGCUACUGAUUGCUAUAAACCGCAAGCUCCCGAGGUUGGCGUCGUGAUCAACCUGUACAAGUCAAUAUUCGCAUUCACUAUCGGGUUCUACGCCGUCCCGUUCGGUACUCGAAAUGGAUACGAUGUGUCAUUCGGAGUCACCGCGGCGAUCAACGGCGCGACAUUACUGCCUCUGGUGGGGCUGUACUUUUACGGCGAGAAACUGAGAAAGAAACAAGGCCGGCCCCGUAUUCAUGAGGAUCUUUGA